GGUGAUAUUUGACUGGGUGCUUCGUGCUUAUGCAAAAAAUGUCCUCCACAGCUGCACAUCGCAUGAACCUUGCUGCCUUGCAAAGAGUAGAUUCUGCGAUUUCUGAAAUUGUUGAUACUGCCAGCCAAGUUGCACUUUACAAGUUUUCAUCCGCAGCUGGUGGCUGGGAAAGGACCGAAAUCGAAGGAGCGUUGUUUGUUUUUUCGUGGACACGAUUGCCUUGCAAUGGCUUGCUUGUGAUGAACCGUUUGAACACGACAAAUUUCCUGGAGCCCAUUACGCAGGACUUCGAGUUUCAUGUGCAGUCCCCCUUUCUUUUAUACAAGAAAUCAAGCUCUGAUAUUUACGGUGUGUGGUUCUACGAAGAGAAAGAGUGCAACAGAAUAGGAGAAGUUUGUCAAAGUCUAGCAAAAAUGCCAAACAGACAGGCUAGAGGAAGGCAGCGCUGCAUGUCCGAGAGCGACAGCCACGGCAAGGCGACCGGCACGCAGAAUGGGGAGAAGUCACGUGACAUUGUGUCAUUGCUGGCACGUGCCAAGGAUCAGUAUGACAUGAAAAAAUCUGAAGCGAACACGAAUGGCCCCCAUGGUGGUGGACGCUCCCGAUCACGCAAGCAGCCCUCCUCUGCGACUCGCAAUGGCACCAUCCAGCAAGUCAACGGCCAGCACAAGCCUGUCACGAACGGACAGGCCAGUGUCUUGAAGCCCACCCCUGUGAGAGCGGCCACCAAUAGCCGCGCCGAACCUCCCACCCAGUCGACCCCACUUUCGGUGGAGUCCCUGUUUUCGGCAGCAAUGUGUGCUCAGCGUGGGCCGAAUACACCCGAGACUUGUAGGCCAAGCUCUGUGGGUGUCAGCGAAUGUACAGUCGUGAAUGGGAAAGGCGAUGUACUGCAAGAACUGCUUUCCAACCCAGCGAAUCUGCUGGAGCAUGUGGAACGUGUGCAGCGCAACGAGAGUGAUGCAGUGGAGAUUUCUCCGAGACAGCGUGCUCAGUCAUGCUCUGUACCCAGUGCUGCCAGACAGGUGGAACAAGACCUUCGGCACAAGCUGAAACUCGAAGAGGAUGCAUGCACAGAUGCUAAGACAUCUCUGAUCACCCCGGCCAUGUUAGAACGAGGUGUGACCAGACUGGGGAAGUCCGUUUCUCCGACAACGUCCCUUCUAUCACCUUUGAUGAGACAGCAGAAUGGCAUACCACCCCCGGCAUCUGAGCUGCCCCUGCUGUCACCCAUGGCCUUCACAAAGUCAUCGUCCUCCACUUUACUUAAUGGCAGUGCAUCUCCAGUGCCAAAGAGUUUCGUGCAGCCAGAAGUCCCGUACCUGAAUGGCGAUGAUACUCAGGAGCCAUUGGUGCCACUACGUGUGCUCUCUGCAAAUCCAGCACCGGUUACGCUGAACCGGAAGCAAGAGCGAGUCACACCACUCACCAAAGAGCAGAUACGCGAAGCACUGGUCCACAUGUUGCAGACUGAUGAUGAUUUCUUGCUGAAGAUACACGAGGCCUACAUAUCAAGCCUCAGGUCGAGGUUCAGCCUCGGCUUCUUGUGACAUCCCACUACAGGAUGUCGGAAACGUCGCGGCUAAGGCAACGGAGGAAAAUUCAGCACGAUAUCGGCACCACUUCAUUGUGUGAUGUACAUUUUUAAUUGUUAUUACUUGUCACUUUUUUUCUGGCGUUUUAGUUGUAGCUGCAUACAUCCGAACUCAAACGGAAGCAAAGCCCCCGUGUGGAGCGUUUUUUGCCUGAUCAUCAUCGGUUUCGUCAUCGGUUCAGUUAGUGUCAACAUGUCUUCCUCCACGCUUCUAACUUUUGGUGCAAUUUCCAGUGUCUUUUAUGUCUCGUGCAACUGCUCUCUUUUUUUUUCUUCUUCUUCUUCUUUUUUGCAGCUUUAUUCUGCCAGUUUUCCUUUUUUAUCUUCAGCAAACUCAUCGUAUCUGUGUUGCUAGCCCCACGUAUUGGAAAGCACCUCAUGUCAUACAUAUACAGCGUUAAUUAACACACAUGUACGUUGUCAUCAGCGAUCGACCGCAAAGUGCUACAAGCAGAGACGGCUUUCACUUCCCUCAGUGACUGUGUUACGUCUGCAAGUCUUUCAGCUAGUCUUCUCCAGAGGUAUUAGCACGAAUUACCCUGUUUGUUUUAUGCUUCGAGCGACUUCUACUUAAUUCUAGCAUAGAAUGAGGUCGUCCAUGUGUUUCUCAUCAUACCUGUUGUAAUAAGUGUGCAUGAUAUUGGUAUGUGUGCAUGGUUAUGUGAAGCAUGUCUAGAUUAUCAGCAUGUGUAAAGGGUUAGUGAACCCGUGGAUCUCUGGAUUCUGAGGCUCUUCAUAGAAGAUGAGCCACAUCCCUCCCGAUACCGCGCAAGUGCAGUGCACACUUCACACACAUGGAUUUGGCUCGGUGAAGGGCUGCAUUGUAAAAAUGUUGAUUUAAUGUGCAACUUUGAAGUGCUACACAGGGUGCAGACAUACCGAGUGUUGUGUAGAUGUGAAAGUUAGGCACGUGGUGCUGUGCCGGUGUGAUUUAUCUAAACUUGUGCACAUUUGAGGUGGCUGCCUCCUGUAAUAUACGGGAAGGGAGGAUAGUGUUUACAAAUUUUUUUAUCAAUUGCUUUUAAGCAUAUGGAAGUGAACCUUGGUGUUUUGUCUGUUUGUGAUUAAUGUGCUUUGCAUCGAACCUCGAUGGUUAAAAUUUGCCUUAAGACUUGCUUUGCUUGGCACUGACGCAGUCUGUUGAUUGGCGGCCACUUUCGGAAGAUUUUGCUUGAAUAGCAGAUGUGCCGUCAUUGGGUAUUACAAAAGCUUGUCGGUAAAUUUCGUCUACUGCGCCUGUCGGCUGCACGUGUUAACUACAACAUGAACACAAUGGCCGUGACUAAAAAUGACACUCUCAAUGAGAAUAUACUUGAGCGUUCAGACAACAGUUGCUACGAGAUUGCCAGUGCUGGUGUUCCUCCCAUCGGCACAUAAGGCAUGAUUUACAUUUUAAAGUUCCUAAUCUAGGUCCAGAUGCAACGCAUUGAACUCACUUCUGUGAUGCAUAACACUGUGUGCAUAUCUAUGUGUCAACAUGAUGGCAUUCUUUAUUGUACAGAGGUGCUAGACUGGCAUGUGUCUUCUCAGAUUUUAAAAGAAAGAGCCAGUAGUAUGUACAUGUUUUAAUGUGUUUUGUCACUGUCCCGUUUGUGGAUACAUUAUCUAGUUUUAUAUUGUAUUUUAAUUGUAAAUUUCUGCUUUUAGCAUUGUCAGCAAGGGUGUGCAGUAGCGUGUACUUGAAAUUUUAAAGUUCUUCUGUCAGGGAAGGGGUUGCAAGAUGUGUCCUUUGCUUUAAGGUGUCGCAGUCAUUGUAAAAACAAACUGUGUAUUAUUUCUGUGGCAGUUGUAUUUAAUGUAGUAUUCUUGUGGGCAGAAUAUCAUAUCCAUUGGCCAUUUUAUAUUGUAUUGUAUGCCUCUAGGUCGUACGUAGCAGUGUAAGUGAGCAUUUGUAAAUAGUUGGGUGGAUUUUCAGAAGGUCACUCACUAUAGGGUAGCAGGGUAGGAAAUAAUUUUGUGCAGGCGUGCUUGCGUUGAUAUCAGUACUGUACGCAUACUGUCGCUUUUUUCUCACCGUUUCUUACCACGAAGCAAAAUAUGGAAAUGCAUGUACAAAUUUCCAAAAAACAACAAAUGACUGGCUCUCAGCAAUGAUGGUGAAAAUCUGUUCUUGCCCAAAAAGUGGAGGAAAAACUGGAAAUAGGGAACACAUUUUCUCGAACUGCAGUUUCCUGCACCAAUUUCAGUGCAGUGCACAGUUCUUUGGUUCUUAACUGUAUGCGAAGUUUCCCCACCAAUUUUUUGAUGCAGCAGUACACCGUUCUCUCUCUCUCUCUCUCUUUCUUUAUUUUUAUUUUUAUUUUUUUUAUUCUGAUGACUAUAUGUGAAUUGACAGGAGUUGAAGGGCGCUGACUAGCUGCUGCAAAACUGCGAAGAGGGCAAAACCCGAGACAGGGAAGAAAGACACAUUCUGUGUGUGUAUGUGUUGUGUCUUUCUUUUCUGUCUCGAGUUUUGUCCUCUUCGCGACUAUAUGUGAAGUGGGUCUGUAUCUGCUGAUUGACUUCUCUUGAAAGCAAAGUAAAUUGGUUUACAUCAUUAUUGCUGAGAGCCACACUGUUGUAAUCAGACCUGCGAGAGCACCAACCCAAGUGUGUGCAACCUUCAGAUAUCAUGGAAGUUGAAUUUGGGUUUUAAUUUAUUUUUGUCUAUGAUAUCGAUGUCGGAAAUGGAAGAAAAAGCUGUAGGGAUCAGCUUGACAUGCUCCCAAGUUCACGGUGUUGCCCAUACUGCAGUGUAAUGUAUGACACCACAUCAAGAGUGACUUUUCUUGUUCUUUUUUUCUUUUUCUUUUUGUGCAGUGUUCUGAAUGUAUAUCUGUGCAUACUGUAAAUUGUACAGUGUAAAUAUCAGACAGAUGAAUGCAAAAAAAAAAAGAGAGAGAGAGAAGUAUUGCGACAUGGCAAAGUGGACAUAACUGGACUCAUGUCUCUGUGAAGAUGCAAGAAAGCUUUGACGGGCUGUGCCAGCUGCCAGUUUCAUCAGCACGAAGUUUUUAUCCUGUGUUUCUUUUUCUCUUUUUUUUUAGAAACGAGUGUUCUUGACUACAAAGACACUGUGGUCCUCCAGAGACCCGAGCACUUUCUUAUCCGCGAACAGUUGUGCUGCUGAGAGGUUCAGCAAAAAGUGGCGGCUCUGAAAGUGACCAAAGUGACCUUCAUCGACGAAUGAUGACAUUUUCAGUGAAGAGUGUACGUCGAUAAUACGGGUCCCUGAUGACACAUCUCGAAAAACAGUCUUGUGUUGUGCCUACUUGCGGAUCGCUAUCGAGCGUUUCAACACGAACAGCAAGUUCCUCUGCAGUGCAGGCAUCAACACGCGUCAACGUGUAUCUCAGGAUCGCACGACUAGGCGGAGAUUGUGAUAGCCAAGGUAGAUUGAGAAAGUUUGCCUUUCUAGUAGAGUUGGUGAUAGUGACACUACUGGUGGUAGGAGUGCAGAAGAAGAAAUAGGUGCUGCGAGCACUGUGUAAUUAAGUGAUUGGUGCAUUGGCGCCUUGUUCCCAGACACGUGCAAUAUCCACGCCAGUCAGUGCAAGUCACAAGCAUUGUGACAUCACAGAGUCGGAUAGUGGCUCUCGUCAUUUCUACCUUUUUUUCUUUCCUUCUGUCUUUUACAACUGUAAAAAAAAACGAUUGGCUAAAAAAAUGUAUGUGCUAAUGCUCAUCUUGUUAGUGAUGCACUAAACCAAACUUGAGUAACUUGACUUUUGUGUUUUCCUCUUCAUUUUGGAGUGAACCUUGUAGUAGCAUUAUUAUUAUUAUUUUUUUUUUUCAGUGUGAAUGCUGACGUCCAUACACUUUCUCGUGUAGACACAUGCAGGCAUGCGUAAACUAAUCACAAAAGCAACCCUGCUUUGUUCAGGAAAAGUGCGUACAUGCUUCUGCUCUUGUCUGUCUGUGCACUAUGUAAAAGUUGUGCAGUUGCCACAAAACCUUUGUGUGUUUUUGCUCAUUCAGCUAAAAUCAAAAGGUAUUGCGCGAAUUGAUUAACAAGUGGUCGCACAGUCGUAACUGUCACGUUGUGAUAUUCCUACAUGAUGUCAAGUACGUGCCAACAGCAAGUUUGAUGGCCUCUGUUGGAUUUCUCUGCAAGCCCGAGUGCACAUAUAAGAAAUAUCCCGCAGUAAUUUUUGCUCGACAGAGGCAGUGUGUGAUGCAAGCAUAGACAACAUGACAACUUGCUGUUGGAACCUUUGUACCUCGCACAUAUUGACCUUGACACGUGUACCUGCAGAACACAUCUAGAAAAUGCGUCUGUUUUCUGAAAGCCGGGUAGCUUGAACUGUUUUUUUACUUUGGUGACUUUACUCUGAGCCUGGUUUCAAAUUAGUAACACAUUAACACUGCUCAUGAUACACCCACGAAUACUAACUGCUUCAGUAGUGUGCUUAGUGACCAUGUUACAUGUGCACAAUAUAUGUGUUAUAUGUACGUUGUUCUUCUUCAUUCGGAUGUUAUCCAUGCGACCACUGCAUUGCUGCAUUUUGCACAUGUUUUUCCUAAAAGGUAUCACGCAGAACAUAGUAUCAUUGCUUUUAAUGCCUCACGAUGCUAGUUACGUGGUACAUUCUGACUGCAAUUGCUGUGACAUUUGCACGGCACUUGUUUUACAAGCUUCACGCUAUUGCUUAUACGAUGACACUUUCGAAGGCAGCAGUAUCGUCAUGCGCAAUAUAAAUUGUGCAAAACUUGCUACCUAUCUAUCUUCGGUAAAGUUAAUAUGACCUCCUGACACAUUGCAUGCUGCUUUCACGGGUGCAUGUAGUGUAUGUCAGAUAGUGCUGUGGUACUUAUAUUUUCUGGGAAGGAAAACCUUUUUAAAAAAAAAAGGAAGAAAGAAAGAAAGACAUCAUUUGCAUUUUCACAUUGGCUACCUGUGGUAGCAUAAUCUUUAGAAUGAGUUGAAAAUAAGCAAUAGUUGAAUGAAGACCUGAAUUCAAGUGCCAUAUUGAGAGAGAUCUAUAUAGAUAUAUAUGUACAUAUAUAAACAUAUGCCUGAAUGUGCGUUAAAAAUUUGGCUUUCUUUUUUAUUGAAUCCAACUUAUAAAUUGCUUCUGGAAAGGGCAUUUUAAUCUCCAUUGCUCUGCUUUCACAUUGCAAUUAUUUCUGAUGUUGCUAACACAUAUGUCUAAUAUCGCCAUGCAUUUGGCGCAGAAAUGUUAUUUCUAAAUUUUUUUCAGUCUGCAGAAGUGUAACAAAAUCUUUUGCAUUGAGGAAAAGUUUCUCUGUUGCAGGCAUGUGUAUUUGUGAGCAUAAAGUCACAUUUCCGUGGGGUCUCGCUAUUAAAAGAUGCGCUAUGAGGUCUAAUUUUGACUAAUUUUUGCAUUAAACUGCCCCCUAAGGGAGUAUUAUUUUUUUUCUUCUUUUUGAGAGGGGACAAAGCAUCUUCAUUCAAGGUUGGGGUUGAACAUCUAUAAAGCUGCCACUGUCAUAAAUGGAUGUGCAGAGUUAUGUGGCAUCUAUGUUACGGCAAAACUUGUGUUAUAAAGAUGCAAUUGAGUUUCAUUAGUAAACGAUACAAGUAAGACAUACGCGUAUUAAGUCUUUGAUUCACAUCUUGGGCAGUCAAUUCUGUACCUGGCUGCCAUUUUUAUGCUACAUUGGCUGUGAGAUGCUGUCUUUCGGCAGCACCAUUUUACUUGUCGAAAUAUAUUAUUGUUAAUGCUUAUCAGAAUUCAUGUGCAUCAUGUUAAUGGAUUCACACAUGAUAAGCUUCAACUUAUCAGCUGAUUUCAGUGAAAAAUCUUCACAUGUAUCUAGAAUGUCACUUAAUAUGCUGUAGAACCCUUAAUGUUUGCAAACCCUGAAUUUUAAAGGCAUGCAGAAAAUUAAUUCAUGUUUAAAAAACUAUGCUGCAAUUGCAUGGUAUAUCAUCACAGCUGGUUGCACGGGAUACUAUUAUGCCUUUGACCUAUUUUGCACCACAAGCGUGGCCAAUGGCAGUUUUAUCAAAUGAAGUGGUACAGACAAUUUAUCGGGGGGGGGGGGGGGGCACAAAUUCUAGCAACGAGAAUUUGCAAAAUUUAGUGACUGUAAAUAUGUACCCUGCAUCUAAUUGGUAAAAAUUGGGGCUGCAAAAUUAACGGGUUUUACAGUAUUCUGCAGAAAUGAUGAAAACAAAUUGGAUCUCUGUGAGAAAUGAUGUCUUAUAGAGGUAUGCUGAUUGGCCCAUAAAUCUGUGUUGCCAAAGAAUUAUUUUUUAUCAAUAAACAAGAUUCAAUUGGCACUUA
Molecule: messenger RNA, 7824 nt
Organism: Ornithodoros turicata
Lineage: Eukaryota; Metazoa; Arthropoda; Arachnida; Ixodida; Argasidae
Gene: DCP1
Product: mRNA-decapping enzyme 1A-like
Exons: 10
Coding region: 30-1550 (506 amino acids)
Biological process (GO): deadenylation-dependent decapping of nuclear-transcribed mRNA; deadenylation-independent decapping of nuclear-transcribed mRNA; positive regulation of catalytic activity
Cellular component (GO): P-body
Molecular function (GO): enzyme activator activity; mRNA binding
Source: RefSeq, a predicted model, not a curated record